This is a messenger RNA of Cladophialophora immunda, 1374 nucleotides long. RefSeq lists its product as uncharacterized. Gene Ontology annotation, molecular function: DNA binding; zinc ion binding. The transcript is spliced from 5 exons. The record is from RefSeq and is a predicted model, not a curated record. The coding region runs from base 1 to 1374 and encodes 457 amino acids. Lineage: Eukaryota; Fungi; Ascomycota; Eurotiomycetes; Chaetothyriales; Herpotrichiellaceae. Gene Ontology annotation, biological process: DNA-templated transcription.
AUGCUGACCUGCAUCUCCACAGACUCCAUCAACGAUGCGACCCACACACCAGCAGCUUCCGACACCUCUUUGUUUACAGCAGACAGCGUCAAGAACGCCAUCGUCCAUCGCCUUGGAUCCCUAACCCUAGAAGAUAGUCUUUCCACAUAUCACCGGGAAAUCGAGCCAUGGUUUCCCAUUAUUUCGACUACAAGCCUGCACAAUAGACUCACACAGACAUGCAAUACAUGGGGGGAAGUUCCCCUCGAUAUCGCAUUACUCUGCAUCUCGAUCAUCCUUGUCGCAACUCCUCCACCUGCGUCUCCAGAGAAUGAACACUGUCUCUCGGAUUUCAAGUCUACCUACUGUCAAGUGAAAACCUGGAUAUCUUCGACCGAAGUCCUGGGUCUCAAUUCUCCUCAGAUCGCUCAGGCGAGAGUUCUAGCGACUCUAUUUGAGGUAGCUCACGGACUGUACCCAGCAGCUUAUAUUUCAAUUGGAGCAACCGUCAACGCAGCAGAUGCGCUUACACUACACCCGGGAGCAGCUCCUCGGUCUCCUCACAGCACUGGGGAUGAGAACAAUUGGAAGCGAGAAGAAAGUGCACUCAUCUGGUGCGGAAUUCUGAUCUUGGACAGAUACAUCACAGUAGAGUCUGGCUCUCACCCCUCUCUUACGCGUUCACGAUUUCAGGCUCUCCAAGAUCUUCUCGAGCCUGUUCUGCGCUUGACACAUUCGCAGCAGCAACAAGACGAACCAGACAUCAGUUCCCGUCUGACUCGACUGGUUGAAGCCACCACCUUGCUCGACAAGAUCCAUGCCAUUCUCAACAGCCCUACUGCGGAGCACCAAAUCGACGUGGAGGAGUUGAUUUUUACGGUUCAGACAGUAAUCAAUUUCCAGACGGAAAUAGACAAGGAGGUCGGGGAUCAAGCCUGCGCCCAUGUCAGUGGACUAGGUCCUUGCAAUACUGCUCUCCUUCUUGCACUGGAAAACGGUACUAAGGUACCUCCGGUCGCCGGUGCGCUUCAAGACUGUAAUGCCGUGGCCACAAACUCUCUUGGUUCUGUCAUAUCCACCAUCACUACCACGGUCGAGCUCUUCACACUUGGCCGGCAAUCCAUAGAUCUGAGAAUGCUGCCUCCAUUCUUCACAAUUUUGGUAUAUAAAACAGCAGCGAUUAUAACGAGGAUACUGUUGAUGAACACCAGUGCCACAACUGACGGUGGAGAUAUGAAGGAAUAUUUGAGAAAAUUGAUACUGCUCAGAAACUUUCUGGGCAUCGUUGGAGUCCGGUGGCUGGGUUGCGAGCGUUACCUGAAGAUGCUCGAUGAAGACACGACACCGCGGCUGCUGAGGGCCAUGGGAGAAGGAUACGCAGCCUGCGGUCGAUAG